CAGGGUCCCCCAUUCCAAGAAGGUCAGACAAUGGAGAGACCCUUUGAUAGGAAUUCCUCCAGCCCAGAGCAGGCUGUGUCACCUUCAUUUUCCCAUCAGCAUCCAAGGCCUCUGGCCUGGCCUCUUUUUCAAAGUUUCAUAUGUCCUAUACCCCAUUCGGGAUAUUACUCCAUAAGAGACUCAAGGUGACAAUUCUCAGCCUUUUCUAGUAUGCCUCCUCCUGCCUUCGGGGCCUUCACUGAUCUGCUUGGCCACACGAAGUUCAGCUACGGAACACUCUGGGAUAAACGUGCCAGUGUGUCUCCAUUUCACAGAUGGGGAAACUGAGGCUUGGAAUGAUGAAUUGGCAAGAGUAGCUGAGCUUAAGUGUGAGUUCCCUGAAGCUGCCGCACCCUGGCCUCUUCACUCUUGAGAACAGUUUUCAAGACUCAUCUGGUGCUGCCAGGCCAUCCUGGGGCAGAGGGCAGGGAUUAGGCUGGCUGCCUGACUCAUUUACCCUAAUCUCCUUCACUGUGGAUCCCAGGUGAUCAACUCUAGCCUGGGGGGGCCAUAAGCAGCUUUCUGGGCCUGAGAAGCAAGGGCAGGCACUCUAGGGAGCUACAUCGCUGAGUCUUGCCAUCUUCUACAUGGCAACAGAGCACAGUGCACAGCUGGCUCCUGCCCCCCAGAAGAUCCCUAAAGGAGCUGUUCUUCCCAGGAGUGCUGCUGAAGACCCUGCCUCGACCAGGAGAAGAAGCAAGAAGGAGAAUUGGCACCCAGGGGCCCAGAAAGCCAGUUCUGGGGAACAGUCCUCUAGCCAGAGCUCUGAGGCCUCAGGAAGCAGCAAGAACUCCUCAAGGACCAAAGUGGGGCAGGAGGAACCAUCCUCAGCACCUACCCGGCAAGCCUCUCACCGACAGUCCCACCGACACCGUUCUGACCCUCAACAGGAUGCUGCUCAAAGGACUUAUGGGCCCCUGCUCAACCGCAUGUUUGGAAAGGAUCGUGAGCUGGGCCCUGAAGAGUUGGAAGAGCUCCAGGCUGCCUUUGAGGAGUUUGACACUGACCAGGAUGGCUACAUCGGCUACCGGGAACUAGGUGACUGCAUGCGGACUCUGGGCUACAUGCCCACGGAGAUGGAGCUGCUCGAAGUGUCCCAGCACGUGAAGAUGCGCAUGGGGGGCUUUGUGGAUUUUGAAGAGUUUGUGGAACUGAUAAGCCCCAAACUGAGGGAGGAGACAGCUCACAUGCUGGGUGUGCGGGAGCUGCGGAUCGCCUUCCGAGAGUUUGACAAGGACAGAGAUGGACGGAUCACAGUGGCGGAGCUGCGGCAGGCAGCACCCGCUCUGCUGGGGGAACCACUAGAGGGCACUGAACUGGAUGAGAUGUUGAGAGACAUGGACCUCAAUGGCGAUGGCACUAUAGACUUUGACGAGUUUGUACUGAUGCUAUCUACAGGCUGAGGCACCUUCAGGGACAACAUACUGCCCCUGGGGGCCAAGACAGCAGCAGGAACCAGGCUACGCAAGAGAGAGAUACCCCUCCCCCAACCCCUAGGCUACUUCACCUCUGACCACACCCGACUCCAGUGUCUGCCUGUGCUGUCUUCUCCUCCCACCCCCAAACUGUGGAGGGGGAAAAAAUUGAAGCUGGUUGCAGCUCUCACUGGAGAACAAGAUUUGAAUUUCUUUAGAUCCUGGAGAGGUAGGGGGCUCCCCUGCACCAGCUGCAUUCAAACAAAUGAGGCACAGUGCCCUGGGGGGGGGGGAUUCCUAGGAUGCAGUGAAUGGAGAGGGGGACUUGAUCGCUUCCCCCUACUUGUGUGUACAAAGUGUUGUUUUUGAAAAAUGAACUUGGGCCUGGUAAUGGCUUAGCAGGUAAAAUUUUUGGUUCCCAAGCCUGAACUGGAUCCCUGCAGCUUGUGAGGUGGGAGAGAGCCAACUUCACAAAGUUGCUCUCUGGUAUGCUAAUGUUCUAUCCCCCCACCCCCACCCCACUCCUACCAUGAAUAAAUAAAUAAAUGAAAAUUGAAUCUGAA
Molecule: messenger RNA, 2017 nt
Organism: Rattus rattus (black rat)
Lineage: Eukaryota; Metazoa; Chordata; Mammalia; Rodentia; Muridae
Gene: Cabp4
Product: calcium binding protein 4
Exons: 6
Coding region: 627-1442 (271 amino acids)
Molecular function (GO): calcium ion binding
Source: RefSeq, a predicted model, not a curated record